Messenger RNA from Darwinula stevensoni, 1660 nucleotides. The record is from the annotation of a GenBank genome assembly. Lineage: Eukaryota; Metazoa; Arthropoda; Ostracoda; Podocopida; Darwinulidae.
AUGGACGGGAUCGAUGAAGCGGAUGUGGCGCACAGGACGGUCCGGAAGCGGUCGAGGCGGUCGGCGGAGGAUCUUCCGGGGAAUCUGGAGGGCUGGGACCGUCCCGCUAGGACAGAUUACAGGGAAGGCAGUCGAUGGGGAGGUCUUAUUUGGGGGUUCGGGGGAUUCCCUGUGCGUUCGGGGAAUGGGUCAGACGUGCUCAGUGCCGAGAUGGAUCCUGCCAAGAUCGCCGCUUUGCUUUUGCUUUGUGCCCGUGUUCAGGGUGGACAGGAGGCCCGAGUCGACGACCGACAAGCACUUCAGUCUUCGAUCGCUUCUCAAGAUUUUCGAUCGCCUCCCCCAUGCAGCGCGACCCGGGCCCUCUCGACGGGGCAGGGCUCCCCGCUGCUCAGUCCCAACUUUCCUGGCUUUUCCCCGCCUGGAUUCUCUUGCUCCUGGGAAUUCAGAUGCCCGGUGGACAUGACCCUCCAGUGCUCCACCUUCCAACUUCCUUCUUCUAACUUCUGCUGGCAAUCCGCCCUCACCUACAACAGGAAGAGGGUGUGCGGAUCCUCGCCGGAGCUUCGAAGCCCGGUGAACGUGGGGAAGGACCUUAAGGUGGAAUUUUUCAGCAUUCGUUCGGUCGGCUUCAACUGCACUGUCAACUGCGGUACGGUUCCUGCACCUCCACCUCCACCUCCAUGCCGUUGCGGAGUCUCUCAAAUCAGCAAUGGAGCCUUGGAUGCUGCAAAAAACCAGACUCAACCCGGCGCGGGCCAAGUCAUUGGAGGAUCUGGCGUUCUGAGUCAGAGGAAAUAUCCCUGGAUAGCAUGGAUCGGGACGUCUGCCAGUCGGGUGUCCAAGUGCGGGGGAUCUCUCAUCAACGACCGGUAUGUCCUCACAUCGGCCAGCUGCAUCGACCCUAGCUACCAAACUUACAUCGUGACUCUAGGAGACUUCAACAGGUCGACAUGGUCCGACAGUCACUCCAUUCAGAUUCCAGCCUCAGCUAUCAUUCAUCCUCAGUUUAAUUCGAGUAACCGGAACAACGACAUCGCACUUCUGAAGCUCAAGAUCCCGGUGGACUUCAACGCCUUCCCACACAUCCGUCCCGUAUGUCUCUCUUCCAGUGCCAUCCCCGCGCCGAGUCAAACUGUCACUGUCGUCGGGUGGAGUGGUACCGGUGUCCCCCAUGUACUUCCCGAGAACGUGCUGAAGGAGGCCACGAUGAAGGUGAUCAGUCAGGAAACCUGCAAGGCCUCUCACCCGGUCCACACCACAAACAGCACCAUCUGUGUUCAGCCUGUUGACAAGAACUCAUGCAGUGGUGACUUCGGAGGACCGGUGUUGUACCAGACUCCAUCCGGAUACUACCAGGAAGUCGGCAUCAACUCGUACAAGAAUGGGGAGUGUCUCCCGAACUCGGGAAUCGUUGCCACCAAGACAGCCAAUUACGUGGACAACUUCAUCAAGAGCAACACCCAGGAUGCCCAAUGGUGCCCAGCGCCUUGAGACAUCCUUCCAGGCUGCCGAGAGUGUCUGCAUGCCCUCCCGACCUGAAGCUCGAAUUUCCGAAUGUCCUGUGCAUCCCUUCGUGUCUUCUCUUCUCUGGGAGGUGGCAAUGAAACGAAUCCCUUUUGUGAUUUUAUUAUUAUUGCAAUGAAGUCCUUCUGGAACUGCC